AUGGUGUUGCUAUUUUUUGUAAGAUAUUUUUCUUUUAUAUUCACAAAAUGUGGUUUUGGUAACGCACGUCAUAUGAGUUCCAAAAUAGCCAUCAUGGAAUCAUCGAUAGUACAAACCUUUUAUGGGGCUCUUAUAGCCUCUACCGUUAGUAGAAUUCUGCUCUACCCUUUGGACACAAUGAAAACAAAUAAGCAAGUUCAUAUGGGAAGUUACACGGGAAGUUUUACCAAAUGCACAAAAAUUUGUCCAUCAAGUAACACUGCAAUUUGUAGAAGCAUUGCUAAUGUUAAUGAAACCACUUGUAGGAUUCCCAACCAUGGCAGCAGCAAGCCUUUUAAGAUAAGGCAUAAUUUAUUUUUCCUCCCCUCAUUUAUUAGAAAAUUUGGAUAUAAAAAUCUCUAUAGUGGUUUCGUAUUUUCCUCCAUAACAACCAUACCGGCAACCAGUUUGUACUUUUGCUGCUUCGAAUAUUUAAAAUCGAUAAAAAUAAAUUGCAAUAAAAAAUUGGAGAAUGAAAAAGACCCCCCUCCUGAACAGAAUGCCAAUUCAAUGAAUUCUAUAAAUUACUUCUCCAUAGCUUUCUUGGCAGAGGCUAUUUCUUGCAUUUUGUUUGUCCCAAUUGACAUAAUUAAAGAGAGAUUACAGGCACAACGAUAUUUAAAACUCAAAGAACACAAGACAUCUUAUCAUCUUUUGAAGGAUUUUAUUUAUAAAGAUGGAUUUUUUAGACUUUACAGAGGUUACAUUUCCACGUGCUUAACAUAUGGAAUAUUUGGAGGAUCUUUUUUUUUUCUUCAAAAUUUUGGAAUGGAUCUUAUGAAAAAAUUCGAAAUGGAAUCAUCAAAUUUUAAUAACCUCAAAUUAAACCUCAUUUGUUCGUUGUUGUCUGGAAUUAUUACAUCUCCCCUUGAAGUAGUUAGAAUAAGAUUUCAACUGCAGGAGAAAAAUAAAACCCCCUUUUUUUACACUAACUCUGUUGAUGGAAUUAAAAAGUUAUGGGCCGAAGAAAGCGGGAAAUUUUUUAAUUUAUUCAAAGGAAAUUUUUAUCGGUGUUCCUUAGUAUGUCUCAGUAUGGCCAUGAACGUUACGAUCAUUGACCUUUAUAAGAAGCUUUCCUAA
Plasmodium gonderi is the source of this 1119-nucleotide messenger RNA. RefSeq lists its product as hypothetical. NCBI's taxonomy places the organism in Eukaryota, Apicomplexa, Aconoidasida, Haemosporida, Plasmodiidae. Gene Ontology annotation, cellular component: mitochondrial membrane. Gene Ontology annotation, molecular function: ferrous iron transmembrane transporter activity. The transcript has 9 exons. Gene Ontology annotation, biological process: iron import into the mitochondrion. The record is from RefSeq and is a predicted model, not a curated record. The coding region runs from base 1 to 1119 and encodes 372 amino acids.